AUGGUAGAGGUCGCAGAUACCGAAAAGCAUGUCACCUUUGACGAUGACGAUGAUGACAACCAGAGCUUGAGCUCUAUCUCGAGCGAGGAUCAUGAGCACGGCGAGCUUGAGGUCACCUUCGAUGCCGGAAAAACCCAUCGCCGAAAGAGCUCCAUAGACGUCCUCCACGUCGCCAUGCCCGCCUGGAAACAGCCCAAGCAGCAGACAAGCUGCAUCGUGCAUCACCUCCUCCAGGGCCAGCAGCGGGAUCUAAUGUCCGCGAGCUCUUUGCUCGACGAAGAAGCCGAGCCCUCUAUCCGCCAGCCGUCAUCGUCCACUGCAUCACAAUCCGCCUUUGACCACCACCUUGCCCCUGUUCAAGAAGUCCCUAGCCCACCCGAGAGCGAGGAGGCCGCUACUUUGACUCCGCAGAUGACUCGCUAUGGACGAGUCAAGCCGCGAGCUCUUUCCACUGGUAAUAUAGGCCAACCAGAUGAGAUGGCAUGGGCGAACCAGACCGGCCACACCGUUAUAUCCUGCGACGACAUUGAUACUAAUAACAUACCUUCCGUUGCCACACCUCCCGAUCAAGCGGCCCUAAAUAGCCGCCUCCUGACUAAGAGACAGCUGAGUGACAUGGCCUGGGGUGUUCGAGAGCUCAGUCGACGCCUGAGCACCCUUCGCCUGAAGCCCAAGGUUAGGAGCCUGUUUAUUCUCACCAAAAUCCACGACAAGGACCUGAUUCCCAAGACGAGGGAGCUCACCCUGUGGCUUCUCUCGCCGGAGAGGGAACGGCGGUAUGCAGUAUAUGUGGAGGAUAAGCUAAAGGACAGCAAACGAUUCGACGCCGACGGUCUCAUACGCUCGGUUGCCAAGGAGUACGCCGCAAAGACGGGAAUGGACGAAGCAACCUGCAUCGAAAAAGUCAGCAAGCAGCUACGAUAUUGGAACACGAACCUUUGCCUUUUCAAACCCCACUCGAUCGAUUUCAUCAUUACCCUGGGCGGCGACGGAACCGUCCUGUACGCCAGCUGGCUUUUCCAGAGCAUUGUACCUCCCGUCAUCAGCUUCUCCCUUGGGAGCCUCGGCUUCCUUACCAAGUUCGACUUCGCCCACUACGAUGACAUCCUCACAACAGCCUUCGUGAAGGGUGUCAGCGUGAGCUUAAGGCUACGAUUCGAGAGCACCGUUAUGCGCAGCAUCAAGAGGAAGCCAAUCACCGACGACCCUGACCAUCCGGACGAGACUGAGGAAGAAUUCAACAGGAGGAGAGAUCUUAUUGAGGAACUCAUUGGUGAAGAGAAUGACGACGAGCAUACACAUCGCCCUGACGGCAAGACUUUUGAGGUCCUCAAUGAAAUCGUCGUAGAUCGCGGUCCGAAUCCAACUCUCUCCAGCCUCGACCUCUUCGGCGACGACGAACACUUCACAUCCAUCCUCGCCGACGGCAUCUGCGUCUCCACCCCCACCGGCUCAACCGCCUACAACCUCGCCGCCGGCGGCUCCCUCUGCCACCCCGAAAACCCAAUCAUGCUCGUCACUUCCAUCUGUCCCCACACCCUCUCCUUCCGCCCCAUCAUCCUCCCCGACACCAUCGUCCUGCGCAUCGGCGUCCCCUACGACUCCCGCACGAGCUCCUGGGCCAGCUUCGACGGCCGCGAGCGCGUCGAGCUCCAUCCCGGCGACUACGUUACCAUUAGCGCGAGCCGGUACCCCUUUGCUACGGUGCAGUCCGAAGGAAGGAGAAGCGAGGAUUGGAUUAAGAGUAUUAGUGGGAAGUUGGGGUGGAAUACGAGGCAGAAGCAGAAGCGGUUUCAGGAGUGGGAGAAGGGUGGGAAAUGA
Molecule: messenger RNA, 1821 nt
Organism: Scedosporium apiospermum
Lineage: Eukaryota; Fungi; Ascomycota; Sordariomycetes; Microascales; Microascaceae
Exons: 3
Coding region: 1-1821 (606 amino acids)
Biological process (GO): NAD+ metabolic process; NADP+ biosynthetic process
Molecular function (GO): NAD+ kinase activity
Source: RefSeq, a predicted model, not a curated record